Messenger RNA from Hylaeus anthracinus, 2766 nucleotides. RefSeq names its product septin-1 (gene Septin1). The record is from RefSeq and is a predicted model, not a curated record. Bases 531 to 1610 code for a protein of 359 amino acids. Lineage: Eukaryota; Metazoa; Arthropoda; Insecta; Hymenoptera; Colletidae. The transcript is spliced from 6 exons. Gene Ontology annotation, biological process: regulation of exocytosis; cytoskeleton-dependent cytokinesis; cell division. Gene Ontology annotation, molecular function: molecular adaptor activity; GTP binding; GTPase activity. Gene Ontology annotation, cellular component: septin complex; microtubule cytoskeleton; septin ring.
UUUUAUUUUAGAUUCUUACAUAUUUAGACAAAAAGAACAAUAAAAUAAAUUACAUCGAGCAGUUAUAAUUUAAUAUAGCAAUAAUACGUGAAAAGAAAAGAUAGAGCAAAGUUAAAAUAGUCAUCGUAUUUUUUGUGGGGCAACAAAGGUAUUUCAGUUGCCACGCCUAUUGGGGAUUAUCCCCUUUCUCUCCCCUCCUUAUACAGAUAUACAGUAACGUUUCCUGUACAGUCGGUGCAAUAUCUUUGUUUCAUAUUUCGAUGAAGUUACAAUUAAAUCGUCUGAAUUGUUAAUUAUGAAUUUACGCAAACAGAAAAGUGAUGGUGAUUAAGUAUAAGACUUUUAAGUACAAUAACCUAUUCUCCGUUUUGUUCAUCAUACACGCUUUCGGUAUGGUUGUGAUAUCGCGUUCUGUCACAUUACGGCGCUUGUUCGUCUAAAAUUUAGUUUCGGAUUGUUCUUCAUAAUAGUUGAAAACGCCACGCAAUCAAAGACUUCUUCUUCCCGUUAAAUUGUAUUAUAACAAAAAAAUGUCUACCGAAAGCGUAAAAACGUUUGCUAGCCUCGAGACUCCUGGAUAUGUAGGAUUUGCAAAUUUACCUAAUCAGGUACAUAGAAAAUCAGUAAAAAAAGGAUUUGAAUUUACUUUGAUGGUUGUUGGAGAAUCAGGUCUUGGAAAAUCCACAUUAGUAAAUAGUUUGUUCCUUACCGAUUUAUAUCCAGAACGUGUUAUUCCUGAUGCAAUAGAAAAAACUAAUCAAACUGUGAAACUUGAUGCUUCUACUGUGGAGAUUGAAGAAAGAGGUGUCAAACUUAGGUUGACUGUUGUUGAUACCCCUGGUUAUGGAGAUGCAAUUGAUAAUACAGACAGUUUUAGAGCUAUUAUACAAUAUAUAGAUGAUCAGUUUGAAAGAUUUUUACGAGAUGAAAGUGGUUUAAAUAGAAGAAAUAUAGUAGAUAACAGAAUACAUUGUUGCUUCUAUUUUAUUUCUCCAUUUGGGCAUGGAUUGAAACCUUUGGAUAUAGAAUUCAUGAAACAACUACAUAAUAAGGUUAAUAUCGUGCCAGUAAUUGCAAAGGCUGAUGUACUUACAAAAAAAGAAGUACUUCGGUUAAAAAAACGAGUUAUGGAAGAAAUUGAAGGCAGUGGUAUAAAAAUCUAUCCUUUACCAGAUUGUGAUAGCGACGAAGAUGAAGAUUAUAAAGAGCAAGUUAGACAGUUGAAAGAAGCUGUUCCAUUUGCAGUAUGUGGAGCAAAUACAUUGCUAGAAGUAAAAGGACGAAAAGUCCGCGGACGAUUGUAUCCAUGGGGUGUGGUAGAAGUUGAAAAUCCUGAUCAUUGUGAUUUUAUAAAGCUAAGAACAAUGUUAAUCACCCACAUGCAGGAUUUACAAGAAGUAACGCAAGAGGUGCACUAUGAAAAUUAUCGCAGUGAAAGAUUAGCAAAAGGAGCUCCCGUACCCCCUCGCAGACAAACUAUAGUGGAAUCUGAAAAAUCUAAUACAGUAUCAGAAAAAGAUCGUAUUUUGCAAGAAAAGGAAGCAGAAUUACGACGUAUGCAAGAACUUUUAGCAGUAAUGCAGGCGCAAAUGCAACAACAGCAACCUUAAUUAAAUAUGAUUUAUGCACAAAUGCGUGAAAAGACUCGAAUUCUUCGCCAUUGCAGGUGCCAAGAAGAUAUAUUAAUUGUUUCAUAUGAUAUUCAUAUAUAAUUUUGAAAACAGUGCAUAAUCCGUAAGAAUUUUUUUCUGACGAACGUAUUUAUCGAAGAUACGUUCUUUUACUCAGUAUUUUUUUGUUAAUCAAAUCAUAAAUAAUAUUGUUCAUAUUAUAGUGUCUUAAAAGAAUCAAAGAAUAAGACGACAAAUUAAAAGUACAGGAAACGAUACAUAAUAUAAAAUGACGAUAGUUUGACAAACAAUAUUAAUGUAUGAUCAUAUAACAUAGAAACGUUCGAUAAGUGCCUUGCGUAUUCCUUUUUAAUAGAACAAUUUACAACUUUCAUUAUUAAAAUACAAUUAUCAAACAUGAUAACCAUUUUAUAAAAACAAAUAUAUGUAACAAAUUGUUAUAAAUAUUAUAUAUUUCUUAACAAAUAUAGUACAAUUCGUAUUUGGUAAAUCAUUGUGGUAGUUACAUUAUACUCGCAUAAAACGAAUGUGUUACAAAAUAUGCACAAUCUCUUAAAUAUUGUAUUAACUAGCAUUAUAUGAAAAAUUUCAUAUCAAAUUAAACUAGGAGUGUAGAACCUAAAAAUAUUUCAUCUAAUUGAAAAAUCUAUAGAUACAUAUAGUAACUAUAGUAUGUGUACUUUGCAAGCCAUAUCUUCCAAUGUUCCACGUAUAUUUUUUUAAGUGAAACAAAAAGACAUUAAGACUGUUUCAAAUCAAACUGCCACUUAAUCACUCAGAAUACAUGUGAUAGGCAGUGUUGCAUACAAAAUAAUUUUUGCAAUAUUUAAAGUAUUAUUUUUUAUUUUGAAACAGCAUGUAUUUUAUUUUUACUUAACAUUAAAUAAUAUUAGUCGUUUAUAUCACUUCACGAUUUAUGUCAUAAAAAUGUAGGUAAUACGAAAAAUACAUUACUUUUAAAGAAUGGAAAGGUGUGUGGAGACAUUUAAGUAAUGUAAGCAAAGCAAAUAUGAGUGUAUUAUGUGAAUUUAUUUUACUUCUUAACUAUUGUACUUAUUUAUAUGCAUUUUUGUAUUAAGAACAUUUUCGUACUUUUGUAUGUAUUUUCCUCGAAAUACACUAAGCGUACGUUUUA